Molecule: messenger RNA, 339 nt
Organism: Rotaria sp. Silwood2
Lineage: Eukaryota; Metazoa; Rotifera; Eurotatoria; Philodinida; Philodinidae
Source: the annotation of a GenBank genome assembly
AUGAUGAAAUUGUCCGUCGGUGCUAAAGAAGGAAUUGUCGUGGCCGGUGGAAAUGGAAUCGGAGAUAAUGCCGAUCAGUUUUCACGACCCGCUGCGGUAGUCGUCGAUGCCAUGGGAACGAUCUAUAUUGCUGACAAUUGGAAUAACCGAAUCGUACGUUGGUCGAAAGGUGCUAAAUCGGAUACUGUCAUUAUUGGUGGAAAGAAUGCAAGUGAUAAGAUGGCCAACCUCACUACUCCUGAACAUUUGACCUUUGAUCGACAUGGAAACUUAUAUGUGACUGAUACUGGCUAUCAUAGAAUCCUGAAAUUCGCUAUUGACAAAAGUUCUUGUCUUUAA